This is a messenger RNA of Oncorhynchus gorbuscha (pink salmon), 5103 nucleotides long. RefSeq lists its product as uncharacterized. Lineage: Eukaryota; Metazoa; Chordata; Actinopteri; Salmoniformes; Salmonidae. The transcript has 17 exons. Bases 1 to 5103 code for a protein of 1700 amino acids. The record is from RefSeq and is a predicted model, not a curated record.
AUGAGAGCUCAUCCUCAGGUCACCUCAAUCCAGUCCACCAUUGGCGAGGCAGUGCUGGGGAGAACCAAGGGCUUUGUGCCAAAGCCUCCAUGUGGCCCCAGACCGAGCUGCAAGGCAAAGGCAGGGACGGAGUUGAGGGGAACAGCUGAGGCAACCAAGGUUAGAGGGCAGAGGACUGCUAGAGUCUGUUCAGCGCUACCCCCUCUGUCAGCCAACUCUAGUUACAACGUUCUUCCACCUAUCAAACGCACAGUAACAGUCACAACACUAAAGACUACCGAGCCACCAGGCCGCCAGCUGACACCUGAGGGUGGGGAAAGGGGCUAUUCCUCUUCAUCCCAGGGUAGCCCAGUGAGCCUAGAGAAGAAUGAUGUCAACUCUCUCAUGGCUAUGUCACGUCCAUUGUCCGGAGAGGACAUAAUUCCAGUAGCUGAAUCCCUGAUGUUACACCCUCAGCAGAGGUUGGUUAAGAAAGUGCUUAGAAAAAGGGACCACCAGGAGGCAGUCGGGGCCAUCUGCCAGGUCUUGAUUACCAGGGUGCAAGACAUCCUCCAUGAGACCUGCUAUAACCCUACAAAUGCCAGGGACAUCAUCCAGAAAGGAUUGGAUUCUGGGGCUAGGGCCAAGGUUCCGGAGGUCACCAAUGAGGAGGGCUGUGUAGGGAGUCCCACUCUGGUGGUGGACCAACCAUCAUGUCAGUUGGAGAGGAUCUUCAGCCACUCCCUACUAGCUGGGCCCUCCACCUCAGCCAAGGCAGCAUUGGGAGCCCCUGCAUAUAAGGUGGAGGAGACUGAGACCCGUUUGAACACCCAGGCACUCCAGCGCACUCCCUCCCCAGACCCUGGACUCAGUGAACUGAAACUUUCAGUUGUGGUUCCAGAUAUGGUGUAUGAGAGGCAGCUGCCCACAAAGAACAACCCCUUGCAGGGCUUUGUGCCAAAGCCUCCAUGUGGCCCCAGACCGAGCUGCAAGGCAAAGGCAGGGAGGGAGUUGAGGGGAACAGCUGAGGCAACCAAGGUUAAAGGGCAGAGGACUGCUGGAGUCUGUUCAGCGCUACCCCCUCUGUCAGCCAACUCUAGUUACAACGUUCUUCCACCUAUCAAACGCACAGUAACAGUCACAACACUAAAGACUACCGAGCCACCAGGCCGCCAGCUGACACCUGAGGGUGGGGAAAGGGGCUAUUCCUCUUCAUCCCAGGGUAGCCCAGUGAGCCUAGAGAAGAAUGAUGUCAACUCUCUCAUGGCUAUGUCACGUCCAUUGUCCGGAGAGGACAUAAUAUCAGUAGCUGAAUACCUGAUGUUACACCCGCAGCGGAGGUUGAUUAAGAAACUGCUUAGAAAAAGGAACAUGACCAUAGAUGACCUGCAGGAACGGUCAUUGGAGUCCAUUGACUGGGUGGUCAUUGUAGUUAAUGAGGUGGUUCUCCCGGCCAUAGCCUUGUACCAAAAGUCCAUAGACGACUUCUGCAUUGGGCAAGAUGAACAACCUUUCUCAUCAGUGUCCCUUGGGAAAUCUGUUACCUCUGGUAACACCAGCACUAGCCAGGGAUGUGCAGAUAUGGAUAUUGUAUGUUUCACUCCUAGGUUCAGGAGGGGAAGCUCAGGGUUGCCUCCCCCCUCCUCCCAGGGGUCAGGUAAAAAACGGAUCCGGGGGGUUCUUAGGAUAAUUGCUAAAAAGUUCCACCUGCUGCUGAGGCUUAACUUGGAGCCUAGGUGUAGGCUUAUGGGCCGGCAUCUCCCAACGCUCCCCUCAGACAUGGAGGAUGAGCUCCAGAAUAGGGCAGCUAUGACUGUGGCUGUGAUUCUGCACAAUGUCCAGCUCUUCAUGGAGAGUGAUGAAGCUGGACCAUCCACCCCUGGGGCUUUGUCCCUUCAAGGCCUUUACACCUCUGUCACUGAUUACUUGGUGUCCAGAAUGUCUAUGAUAUCCUCCAUGAUGUUCUGGAGCGCAUGUAGGAAAGCAAAGGAGAAGCUCCACGUUCUAACAUCAGGCAGUGACUGCAGAAUUUCUGGAGAAUCAAGGUUCAACAUAUCAGAAUUGGCAGUCAACGUUUGUCGGGAGAUAAAGGAUGCAGCAAGCAAGGAUCUUCCCUUCUCUGGUGCUGUAAAUAGCUUCCCAGAGGAGAGAAUGGCAACCACGAAGAUGGGAGGUCUCAUAUUUGAGAGAGUUGAAGUCCCUGAUGCUCUUCCAAGCUUCACGCCAUCUCAAGGACGGACAGAGCAGGGAUGGAUGGUUGAGCACAUUGGCUCAGCCCUAAGUGAGGACACCUUGGACAACAUCACAAGCACUCCGUUAUUCCAGAACAUGGACUACAGCCCGGUUACCACGCCCUCAGAGGGAAGGGCCUCAACCCUGCACAAUCUACAGGACACCAUAACUCAGACAGUCAUGGACCAUGCCCUCUUCACAUCUGGAUUGGCGAGCCAAAGUGAGUUCCUUUCCAAAGAGAAGGAACUGGAGCUGGUCAGGGUGGUCAUUGGAAUUCUCAGUGACCAGACUGGUGCCCUUCACUGGGAUAAGACCUGCAUCUCUGCUGAGUCAUUGGUUGACAAAGUGAUAGUGGCCUGUAACAUUGUCAUGGUUAUCCUAAGAAAUUACUAUACAGCCCACGACACAAUUAUUAAAGAGGAUGAGGGCAUGCAGGAGCUCCUGGACCCCAACAUCGAUGGCUACCCCCUGCUGGUACAGUGCCUGAGCCACACCUUAGUGGGAGAUGUGGCCUGUGAGCUGGAGGUCAUGAGGGCUCAGCCUCAGGUCAUCCCAAUCUGGUCCACUAUUAUUGAAGAAGAGCUGGGGAGGGCUAAGGGAAGGGACUCCCAUGAAGCCUUCAGUGAGGAGUCCCUCCCUAUCAUCACGCAGAGGCCUGUGAAGGUGCAGCAGGCAAGCAGCCCUGCUAAGAAAAUGGACGAUACCCAGCCUCCCAUCAGUCCCAUUUUGGCCAGGUCUGAGCUUGACAGUAACAGCAGUGGCAGAAGAAGCCAGAACUUAGACAGAGAUGCAGGCGUUACAGCCGAUAACAUCUUUGAUGUCAUUGUCAGGCUGGUCUAUGCUGACAGUAUCAGUGCAGAUGAUUGUGGGUUGUACAAUCCUGCAGCUAUGCUCCUGGGACAGAUCCUGGCCUCAAGUAGGCUUUGUAACAGGAUAUUCCGGGGUAAGAUCCAUUUAUUUUCUAAAGAGAUGAUCUGCCGGGUGUACCAGUUGCUCCUGGACACCAAGAUGGGCCGGGAGACAGCAUGCCGAAAAAGCGGGUCGGAGCCUGUUCUCAAAGAAAUGGCGACCAAUCCCAGGCUCUCCAAAAAGUUCUUCACGGACCUGAUCUAUUUUAUCGUAGAGCGGGCAAUGAAGAAUCUGGUGGAAAACUUAUUGGGCUUGCCACACACCCCACCAGAAGAAGCACUACUUUUGAAUGACAACUUGUCAACCUCAUCCAGUGAUGAGUCACUGCAUAGCGACAACACCUGGUCGUGUGGGGUGUGGGGCACUCUGGUGAGGGAGAGCUCCCUGGACAUGGACUCCUCCAGCUCUUUAAACCAGGACCACUGGGAGGCAGUAGGGACCAUCUGCCAGGUCCUGAGCACCAGGGAGGAAGACAUCCUCCAGGAGACCUGCGACAACCCUAAAAAAUCCAGGGACAGCAUCCAGAAAGGAUUGGAUUCUGGGGCUAAGGCCAAGGUCCCUGACGUAACCAAUGAGGAGGGCUGUGUAGGGAGUCCCACUCCAGUGGUGGACCAACCCUCACAUCAGCUAGAGAGGAUCUUCAGCCGCUCCCUACUGUCUGGGCCCUCCAUCCCUGCCCAAAAGGUGGAGGAAGUGAGAAUUGCUUCUCCAUAUAUCCGAGAGGCCAGGCAGGACUUGCUGGAGAAAGCUCCCUCCAUCCUGCAGGAAGAGAGCCUGGCUAAGGAGGACAUUCAGCUACGCUUGGCCCACGGGGUGACUUUCAUCAACUCAGAGACCCUCAGAGACAUUGUGCAGGGGAUCAUGGGUCACCUGACAUUCAUGGAAUCACUCCCAGCUGGGAGUGUGAAGGCUCCUUUCCAGCUCCAGUCGAUGCUCUUUGACAACAUACGGCAUGUUCUGAAGUAUAUGGCCGGCAUUGUCGUUGUAUUCAGCCAACAGGAGAGCAUUCAGUUUAGGGGUGAUGAUGCAGUGGCCGCCAUUGUGGAGGCUUCUGCUGAUAGACUAUCACUAAAGGCAGAGGCAAACAAUGCCCAAAUGCACAAAAGUUGUGAGUUUUCCAUUCAAUGCAUGGCUGAGACCAUCGCAUGCAGCAUUUGUGAUCACGCUGAGCUCUGGAAGUGGGAGGCCAGGAGCUCUGGAAGUGGGAGGUAUACCCCCAGCCUCGAGGGAAGUGACAGCACUGUCUCUGAGGAGCUCCUAGACAAUAGGGAAGACCUGGAGGCUCCAGCAGAGAUGGCUGAAGAUGACACUGGCUCAGAGAAGACCAGUGUCAGAUCAGAGAUCUUUGAAGAUGAUGCUUCCUCAGAGAAAACCAGUGUCAGAUCAGAGAUCUUUGAAGACGAUGCUUGCUCAGAGAAGACCAGUGUCAGAUCAGAGAUCUUUGAAGACGAUGCUUGCUCAGAGAAGACCAGUGUCAGAUCAGAGAUCUUUGAAGACGAUGCUUGCUCAGAGAAAACCAGUGUCAGAUCAGAGGUCUUUAAAGACUACUGUGGUUUGGAGACAGACCACCACAUGGCCGACCAGUCACUGGAGACCAACCAGUGUCUACUCAGGGCUGGACAUAGUGCCUUCUCACAGAAGGUGAAUGAAGAGGCUGUGGAGACAGGACCCGAGACAACAGGAAAGGGGAAAAACGAAAAGAAGAAAUCCUCUAAGAACAAAGGAGAAAUAGAGAGAAAGAAACCAUGUAAGAGCAAAGUGGCUCCCCUUGGCUCUGAUGGUGCAGUGGCUGCAGAUGAGAAAAGGAAGAAACCAUCUCUCCUCCAGCACAUCUGCAAUGCCUUUGCAAGAGUCUUUUGCUUCUCCCACAAGAAAAAUAGUAGAUUAUUUCCCCCAAACGAAGUGAGAGCUGUGCCUGCACGACUUUUUAAGGCAGCACCUCAACUCCUGUUACCAGUCCCUCUGCUUACAGUCCUACAAUAA